Cephus cinctus (wheat stem sawfly) is the source of this 5916-nucleotide messenger RNA. RefSeq names its product neprilysin-1. Gene Ontology annotation, biological process: protein processing. Gene Ontology annotation, cellular component: plasma membrane. Lineage: Eukaryota; Metazoa; Arthropoda; Insecta; Hymenoptera; Cephidae. The transcript is spliced from 16 exons. The record is from RefSeq and is a predicted model, not a curated record. Bases 1611 to 3998 code for a protein of 795 amino acids. Gene Ontology annotation, molecular function: metalloendopeptidase activity.
CCAUAUCUAAUUCUCAUUGCAGCGACCGUGCUGUCACCUGCCAGUUGAAGCGGCUACUACUUAUUUUUAUACAGGACAAACUCUAGAGUCGUGUUGAGCUAGUAGAGAGUAUCCGUAGCACCCAGGGUUCAGAGUAGCAGUAGGUUCCAGAGAUAUUAAAUUCAGCCUUGAGAAUUCCUGGAAAUUUAAUACAGUGCUAAUAGCCUUACGCGUACACGUGCAAGCAUUCAAAGACCUACAGUACCAAGGGUACUCUGGAAUUUCAUGCCGAGGGAAUUCACGACAUACGCAUCACCCGAAGUUGGCCCGUCUAGUUGAUUUCUAUCGCAGAACCAGUUUUGCGAAUAAUACUGUAUAUAAUUGUUAGCUUAUGACUAUCUGCCAACAGAUUGUGAUCUGACUUGCGUCGCAUCCCGAUAGAGCUCUCAUCGGUCUUAAUCACGUCAAAUCAACAAAGGCCAAUAAGCGUUAUGAAAAAUAUUCUCUCCAACGGACAGACGUGAGAUGAUCGACUACCAGCAGAGAGGCCGAACUCGAUUAAUAAGACCCGGGACGAGUACGAGGAAGAUCCGAAGUGAGCGUGGAAGCGCGCGAAUAUCUUGUUCGCUGUGGGAUAAAGGAAUAAAAAAGGGGAAUGGUGGCCGCCGGCGGUUCAGGAAAGCCAAGGAGGUUCUGAGCCCCGAGAACGUGGUAUCCAGCGAGGUUGGUUAAGAGCGCAGGCGUGAUAUCGACCUGCAGCAGGUACCAGCUAAGUAUGGAAUCUGACGAAGAGGAGGUGGUUGGAGUAUAGUAGUGUUGAGGAGGAUUCGUAUCACACGAUCGCCAUUAGGCGAGGUGAGUCGAGGCGAGGCGAUUCGAGGGGCUUGAGGUAUGAUAGAGGACACAGAACAAGACGGGCGGGAAGGUAGGUUUUACGCGGCGUCUUGUGAUCUCGACUUCAGUCUGGUACCGACUGCCGCCGUAAACGCAACGCUGUCAACAUCGAGCGUCUUCGUCACGUCGUUGGUUCCUCCGGAGCCGUUAAAUCCAGAGCGAAUACCUCGAGGAGGCAUUUCUUACGAAAUACAGUUAUUCCCCUAGCCGUCGCUACGGGUAGAAGGGCAUCGCGAAAGCACCGAGUUAUCAAGCUCGGAAAUCAGGAACGCGCACAUGGAUUCCGGGGGGUAUUUGCGAUUCGCCGUAGGAGCUUAGAAACUUUUGGAGCUCUCGCACUGCCCGUCGGAAACGAUGUGUCGGGCCUCUGAUUAUCGAAAAAGUCCCUAGACGAGGGAUACCUCUUUUCGUUCGUCCCUGUAUGCCUGUAUAUGAAUAUAAACAGGUAAUUGGUUGUCCCGAGAAGAGAAUUGAAAAUUUAUUCAUCAACGUGCCAAUUUCUUCUUUAAUCGAAUUCCUUAUCGGUGAUGGACAAAGAUUAGGGAUCCGCGUACAGUUUUUUUUUUCUUUUUGUAUUCGACGCUACAACUGCUUGAGAGAAAAUUAAGAUCCGAGCUGCUCCAAUGCGAUAAACCUUUACGAAUGAUACGUUUCUCGGAGUGUGUCCCUACGGCGUACAGGAAGUUUCGACUACGCGAAGAUUAAUCGCCGAUAGCCUUCUGGAAGAUUUAUGAAGAAUGAAGUCCGAAAGCAACAACGGAUACAUCAGGACGUCGGUCGUCGUCGAAGAGGGCGAUCUCUUGUCGGGAAGCAGGAGAGACGCUUCUUCGGGUACUCCGUUGCAGGUAACUUACGGACCCAGGGGCAGCACCACGACCGUUCUUCAUAAUUCUGGAAACGCUAGGAACACCAGGGCUACAUCGAUCACUCGACGUCGGAUACGAACGACCAACAGGCAGUGUCUACUUGGCGUACUUGCUUUUAUUCUUCUAACGACGUGUCUCUUCACUCUUUUACUUCUUGGUUUGAAUACAUUCCGCCAAUGCGACCAGGAAACACAUCCAAAGGUCUGCAUGACGGAGGAAUGCGUGAGAACAGCCGCCAGCCUCCUGUCAGCGAUGGACCGUUCAGCGCCACCCUGUGCGGACUUCUUCCAAUAUGCCUGCGGCGCCUGGAAUCGACUUCACGUAAUCCCCGAAGACAAGAGUUCAAUCAGCACUUUCGAGGUCCUCGCCGAUCAGCUUCAGGUCAUACUGAAGAGAGUCCUCGAGGAACCGCCCAACGAAGAGGACAACGAUGCUACCUUGAAAGCCAAAAUGUUCUACAAGUCCUGCAUGGACAUCCCUCAGAUACGACAGAUUGGUGACGGACCACUCAGAGACACCCUUAAGAAAUUGGGAGGCUGGCCUGCCGUUGAGGGAGUACUUUGGAAGCCACCGUCUUAUCCUAUAGAGGUACUGCUGGGUCGUCUACGGGGAGAGUACAACGAGGGCGUUCUUCUCGAGCAAUGGGUCGGACCGGAUGAUAAGAAUUCCUCGACUAACAUCCUCCAGCUGGACCAAAUGCAGCUCGCUCUACCCAGUCGUGAUUAUUAUCUGAAAACUAGUAGCGAGGCUGAAUUAAGAGCUUAUCAUCGUUAUAUGACUAAUGUUGCUGUACUACUUGGAGCUGACUCCCGCACAGCAGCACAGGAGUUCGAACACGUUAUUCUACUGGAGAAAGAACUUGCGCACGCAAUGGAGUGGUUCGAAUGGUUUCAGGCUUCUCUGCCAGAAGCUGAUAGACACGACACAUCCGCUAUUUACAGGAAGUUGACGUUACGAGAGCUUCAGCAGGAAGUGCCGCAAUUGAAUUGGCAAAUUUAUCUUCAAGAAUUUUUCAACGCCCCAAUAACGGAAGACGAACCAGUCGUGGCUUACGCUAUGCCUUACUUCAUACAGAUGGGUCGUAUAGUCGAUAAAGUAGAUCGCCGAACUUUGCACAAUUAUGUACUCUGGCGAUUGGUAAUGUCCAUAAUGCCCCACAUGAUUGAUGAGUACCAACAGAAACGGAUAGAAUUUCGCAAGAUACUGUUGGGCAUCUUGAGCGAACGAAAUCGAUGGUCGCAGUGUGUCGAGUGGACGAAUAAAAAGCUCGGAAUGGCGGUGGGGGCAUUGUUUAUACGCGAUAACUUCAAUCACGAUAGUAAAGAGACUGCUUUGGAAAUGAUUCAUACCAUUCGCGAAGCGUUUAAUGAGCUUUUGGCUGAAAAUCAUUGGAUGGACGACGAGACUAGGGCAGUUGCCAAAAGCAAAGCCGAUUCGAUGAACGAACGAAUCGGGUACCCGGAAUUUCUAAAGGAUCCGGAAGAGUUAUCCAUGGAAUACGUGAUGUUGAACAUCACUGAGAAUCACUUUUUGGAAAAUAUCCUGGCCGUUCUGAAGUACGACGCUUAUCAUAAUCUACAGAAAUUACGACAACCAGUGGACAAAGAUAAAUGGUCAACCGAGCCGGCAGUGGUCAAUGCUUUUUACAAUCCCAACAAAAAUGAUAUUGUUUUCCCAGCUGGCAUCCUGCAGCCACUUUUUUACUCUCAACAUUUUCCCAAGUCACUGAAUUAUGGAGGAAUAGGCGUUGUGAUCGGUCACGAGAUUACUCAUGGAUUCGACGACAAGGGUCGUCAAUUCGACAAAGAUGGAAACAUGAUGCAAUGGUGGAACAAUGUGACCAUCAGUGCUUUUCGCGAACGCGCCCAGUGCAUAGUGGACCAAUAUUCGCGUUAUAAACUACAAGAAGUUGACUUGUACGUCAACGGUAGAAUGACCCAGGGUGAGAACAUUGCAGACAACGGUGGACUCAAGCAAUCGUUCAGGGCAUACAAAAAAUGGGUAUCGAUACAUGGCGAAGAACCACUGCUUCCUGGCGUUAAUCUUACGCACGACCAACUUUUCUUUUUAAACUACGCACAGAUCUGGUGCGGCUCGAUGAGACCUGAGGAUGCUCUGACAAAGAUACGAAGUAGUGUCCAUUCUCCGGGUCCUGUAAGAGUCCUGGGACCGCUUUCGAAUAGCGAAGAUUUUGCGCGCGCUUAUAACUGCCCAACUGGAUCACCUAUGAACCCAACACACAAAUGUAGCGUAUGGUAAUACCGUGGUAAUCUAGUGAAAUGGUAAUUUUAAUGAAACAAAUUGAACGUGCUGAGCAACAGGGUAAGAAGUUGAUGUGGUAAGGUGGGCAUGUGAGGAUCUUAAUGAAAGGCUGUAAAAUUAAGGAUGGGGCCUUGCCACGUAAUGGAGGAAUGAAUCCUCGCCAGUCAGCUGAUGGACAAUCCGUUAAAAAUUAAUCUUAAUUGUCGUAUUCAUGUCACUUUGGUCGCACUGUCGUCAAAAGAACCGCGUUUCAGUAUGUAAAUAAUAUUGAAUGGUUACGUGUAACCGGACGGGGGGGUAUGGAUUGAGAGACAUUUUGCAAACGUCCUAUUGUGACGUUCAAAUUGAUAUUUUUAUGAAUCGUAGUUAUCCGUAAGGGAUCAUUUUUAAAACUCGAUUUUCUUCGAUGACACGCCAAGUCAACCUAUUAUCGCCAUUAAAAAUACUCUCGCAAGAAUUACAUAGUUUUAUUUAGUCUUAUCAUAGAAAUUCUUUCUUCUUUUACUAAUAUCAUUUCAACAUUGGCUGUCAGAGGUUGGAUAGAGCAACUGCCAGAUUCUUACGUAUUGGCAAUACUUGUUCUUCCAAAAAUUUUUAUUUUCACCUUUUCUUGAAGAUAUACUUAAAUUCACUAUGCCAAGUCGUUUAAUUAGUCAUAAUUAGUUGUGAUAAUUAACAGUGACAGUAAUCAAAUACAAUUAUCAAACAUAAACGGCAAGCUUCUCACGCAGUGGUUAAUCGCUAAAAGUUGAUUCUUUGAUUAAGAAUCUCAGAAUCAGAUGCAGCGUCAUUCUAAACUAGCUAUUUUUUAUAUGAUAAUAAGAAAAUACCUACAUGCGUAUUCGUUCUCGUGAAAAAUUGCAAAUCAAUUGUAAUCAGGGAUGAAAACUGCACGCGUGGGGCGUUCCUUGAAAAUUGUUUCGUAAUCUUGAAAACAGAUUUAAAAAAAAGGAUAAAAAUAGAUAUCCCCCUCCCAAAUAUUUUAUCAAGUUUUAAUCUAAUUUUAAUUACUCUCCCUCAAGAUCAUGUACCAUACUGUUUCCACGAGUAAGCUGAAUUGUUCACUGGAUACACGAUGUGCGUUUCCUCCUAAAAAAUCAGAUUUUAGCGAAAAUCAAGGUAAUCGAGGUACUGAAUUGUUAUCCCUUUUCCAUAGCGCUCAUUGGCUGUCGGUGUCGUCAACAGUUAGGCGCAAGUUCCACGUGAAGUUUCCGUUUCGGAUGCAGAAGACUUGCGCCACAGUUCGUAGCAUUGGCUCGACAGAUCGGGGUUAUGAUCGGUUACCACUUUACUGUUGAUCCAAUAACCUUUUAUUCCUCAUCGCCCACUGUUAUCAUUACAAUCACAACCAAUAACCCCGAUCUGUCCAAUGCCACGAACUGUGGCGCACGUCACCUGCAUCCGAAACGGAAACUCACGUAGAACUUCCGACUGGCCGUUGACGACACCGACAGCCAAUGAACGCUUCGUAAAAGCUCAAACAAUUCCGUAUCUCGAUUUCAUGAUAUGAUUUUUUUAUAAGAGCAGAAGGAUUAUAACUCAGCAGCAAAAAUAUCCUUAUUCAUUAAAGAUGAAGAAAUGGAUACCAAAGAGAAGAGUCAGCCCCCGAUAUCUUCAGAUCCAUUGCCUUCGGGUGCACCGGGUGUCUUUUUCUUGAAAUAAAACGAAGCAAAUGUAUAAACAAAAAUAUAUACGAAUUAAGACACCAGAGUGAGGACGUAGGAUCGCCGAUUGAUUAAUGUAACAGCCAAUCGAUUAACAAGGAAGAGGACGAGAAAUCGAAUUGAAUAAAGUAGCAUGUAUUUGUUGAAAGAUUUACUCUAGUAUUGGAACAUAUCAUCCAUACAUAGCAUGGUCCAUGCCGAUCUUGCGUUUUUAUGUAAAAAAGGUGGAAAUAAAAAUAAUAUACAACAGA